AUGAACGAGUUACUGGACCCAACCUCCCAGGCCAACCUGGGCGUUGUCUCUGCCACCUGCGUCUCCAAGGUGGAGCUGCGGGUCAGCUGCAAGCACCUGCUUGACCGCGACACGCUCAACAAGUCGGAUCCCUGCGUGGUGCUCCUCAUGCAGUCCCAAGGGCAGUGGAUGGAGGUAGGCAAUAGGCUCACGGGGAACGGAAGGUCAGAAUGGGGGGGGGGAGGCAAGGCGGGCUGGUGAGAGAUGGGAGGAUGGUGUUGCUAAGCAACCAGGUUGGUUUCACCUGCUGCCCUGCAACCAUCUUCAGCAGGCGCAGAGCAGAGUGAACCAACUGCUGGUGCUGGAAGCACAAGGUGCCACUGCUGCAGGGGCCCUCCCCUUUCUCUCACCUCUUCUUCUAGGCAUUAUUUGAGGUAUAUAGGGCCCUAUGCUAUAGCUCAUCAUCUUUUAGCUCAUCCUGGUCAUGAAACUGACUCAGGGCACCCUCCUCCAAUUUCCACCCAUAUAGAAGUGCAAGGGUGUAUUUCUGAGAAGCGUUUUUGAUGGUGGUUCUGCUUUUAUGGACCUGUAAAAGUCUGAGUAUAAGCCUUUUCUAGAUGGACUGGCUUUUGUGGACCAGGGUUGAGCUAGUGGAAGGGCAGGGCUUUCAAAAUAAUGAUUUCAACUGUUGAACUGGAUCUCACUGAGCUUCUAGGAAGGAGAGACAUGAAUGGGUUUUUGAACGAAUGAGUGAAUGAAUGAAUGGAUGGAUGCAAACCUUUGCAAUCCUCAUUGCCUGGAUGGCUUCACUUGGACAAGGCUCAUGAGGAGAUCAUGGAAAUUGGAAACUGGCCUGCCCCUUUGAACUAUAGAGCAGAAAGAUGGGUUCACUGUUUGCUUCCAGAAUGGCAGCUCCCAGGGUGUGGUGCUUGCCAUGCAGCCGUGUUUCAGCCACCACAUAGGCUUGUAAUGGUUGAAUUCCUGUCCACUGGUGGGAACAAUUGUAGGCUACUUUGUAGGAGUGUGGGUUUGUGUGUGGGAGGUUCAGAGGGCCACAAAGGGCUGGCUUUGGGGAAGAGGGGAGGUGGGACAUAGCCCCACUUCCAAUAGCCUUGCAUUAAUUGCCCAGGUGUCUUGGUUUUACAAGGCCCAGCACAAUUGAUUUGGCGGAGAUUCAUUAGACAAAUUUUAUCAUGUUCGAACUCAGAUUGCCUGAUUUGCGCUCAAGAAGGACUAUUUCCCCCUCCCCACACACUAUAAAGUUCAACUGAUUAGUAACUUAGGGCUGUCACUUGAUUAAAGAAAUCUUACUCAGUUAAUCCUAUGAGAUUUAGUUAAUUAAUCUAGCAAUUAAAACUGCAUAUAUUUUCAUGUGGGUAAAACCAUAUUCCUGAAGCAAAAUGAAGACGUUUUUAGAGGAAGGAUGCCUCUGUUAUAUUUGCAAUGUUUUCCCCCUUCUCCAUGAGAGAGUAAAGGCAGGGCCUCUUUUAAGAGGGUACCUGCCAUCUGCAGUUUUUACAAUUUUGUGUGUGUAUGUGUGUGUCCGUGUAAUUUUAAAGCAGGAGCCUGGUUAACUGGGGGACACUUUUUAGUAAAUUUUAAAAAAAUAAUAAUAAUGAAGCUAACUGAUUGGUUAAAGAUUGUAAUAAUAAUAAUAAUAAUAAUAAUAAUAAUAAUUUAUUUAUAUCCCGCCCUCCCCAGCCAAAGCUGGGCUCAGAGCAGCUAACAACAGUAAAAAUAGCACAGUUUACGUAAAAUCACAAUCAAUUAAUUGAAAUACAUUCUAAAAUCAAUUCAUUCUACAAUCAAUUCAGAAUGAAAUUAAUGGCAACCAUUGGGCUAGAGUUCUUUGAGGAUUACAGAAGGAGGGGGUCAGACUGUGCCUUGGCCAAAGGCCUGGUGGAACAGCUCUGUCUUGCAGGCCCUGCGAAAAGAUGUCAAGUCCCGCAGGGCCCUAGUCGCUUGUGACAGAGCGUUCCACCAGAUUGGGGCCACAGCCGAAAAAGCCCUGGCUCUGGUUGAGGCCAGCCUAACCUCCCUGUGGCCCGGGAUCUCCAAGAUGUUUUUAUUUGAAGACUGUAAGGUCCUCCGUGGGACAUACCAGGAGAGGCGGUCCCGUAGGUACGAGGGUCCUAGGCUGUAUAGGGCUUUGAAGGUUAAAACCAGCACCUCAAACCUGAUUCUGUACUCCACUGGGAGCCAGUGCAGCUGGUAUAGCACUGGGUGAAUAUGAUCCCGUGGCAAGGGAUGUUGCUGUAUAAGGGACAUUUUGUCUUCCUUCAUAAAUGCAGCUUGGCUCACUCUGGAGCUCUGAGCUUGGCUGGCUCCAGCCUGUUUUGCGUUGGCUCUUACCUUGCUAUGGUGGACUGGACUGCAUACACCUAAUGUGCAAAACCUCUCUCUGGCCCUGGGCACACCCCAUUUCAGGCCACACCCCCUUUCUCCAGGCCACACCCACCACUGACCCUAUUUUGGUCAUAGAGAUUUUUUUCUCUCUGGUUAUGGAGUGUUCCCAUAAACACUGAUAACAACUCUUGUUUACCAGGAUGGAGGACCGAGAAGGAUGUGUGAGGGUGUAGAAACGAGCCUCCUGUACAAAAGUAAAAUCUGCAUUUCUUGCUCUGCCUACUUUUGCCUGUGGCCCCACUCACCACUGGCAUGCGGCCCUUGCUAGGUCACCCAGAAGGGAAUGUGGCUCUCGGGUUGAAAAGGGCUCCUCACCCAUUGCAUAGACCUAUGCCACAGGUUGUGUGCUAGGGGAGUUAAUUUGAGGAUGGUUCUACCUUGCCGUGGUGGUGCUUGAAUCUCGAACAGCUCCAGUAUGUCUUUUUACCCCUUCCCAUUCUCUGGCAACUCCCAGCCUAGAAGGGAAUCUAUUGGGAGAUGCAGCAAUGCAAUGGAAGGGUCUUUCUGGAGAUGCUACUCUCAAGCACAUCUUUGGUGAGCAUUAAUGCAUCUCUGUCAAUCUACUGAGUGCUUUGUAAGAGUUAAAUACAAAUGGAUCCCUACUGAAAGCACUUAACUGAUGCUGAAGGCAGGAGCACUUCUGGAGUAGCGUGUGCCAGGCAUUCUUACCCUUAGCUUCAACUGAUGCUGGUUCCUGCUGGCUGUGAACUGUCAAACUGGGAAGAGGAUACCAGGUCCCCUGCCAGCCUCAGUGGCUAAUUUCUAAGAUCAAGGCACUGGGGAGGCCCAGGUUUGCCCUGGACAGCAUCCCUGGCCUUUGCUUUCCAAUAGGAGAUGACGGGCUGUGGCCACUCAGUAAGCAAAAUGCAUUUGCAUCACAAACUCACCUUCUCAUCUGCUUAAUUAUUUACAGGUUAAAUGUGUCUGGUAAUAAACCAGAGAUAAAAAAGCAAACAGUUAAAAAGAGAGAGGAGAUACCAAUAAAUGCUAUUAAAAUCUGGAACGUUUUCUAUGCGAAGCUUGAAGAAUGCACAUUCAUAGUGCUUUGAUAAAUGGGAAUAGAAGAAUCUGCAUUUCUAAUUUGUGGUUAGUGAUGAUAGUGACCUUAAUUAUUUCUUCAGCUGUUCACAAUAAUUUAAAAUAAUAAUGAUAAAUAAUCUUAUAAAUGAAUAGAACUCUGUCCCCACAGAGGGGUGCAUGGCCUCUAUGCUAUGGAUUUUUAAACUGAUUUAGAAACCAUGCCUUUUCUCUGCUUCCUUUUCAUAAAGGCUUUCUUUGCAGCGCUGUUACAAAAUUAUAGCUCUGCUUAGCUGUUUUUGUUAGUCUUUGUAACUGUUUUAAGCUGGCCUUUUAUAGUAAUUGUCAGUGCUGUUGCCGUUGAUUAUUAUUUUUAAAAAGAUAGUAUUUAUUUAUUUAUUUUUUCUGAUAAUGUGAGCCACCUUGGGACAGCAAUGCCCCAAAAUGCAGCAUGUAAGUAAUUUAAUUAAUAAACAGUGUUAUGGUUGACAUCUGUCCGCCUUGGGAGACAAUAAAGAGGUGCGCCUUUGGUGGUGAAGUCAAACUGCUGGAGAGUUACAGCACCUGCUGUGGCUGUAGAGACUGAUACGGGAAAGACAUGUUUUGUUGCAGCUGGGACCGAUGAAGGCGUCUGGUUGUGCUGCUGCAGAUGCACCAAGGCGUUUCUUCUGUCUGUGUUCGUCUCAGUAGUCAUUCCUUUUCUGGUCACUGCUAUGGCUGCACAACAUAGUGGGUAAGGUUCAUUACAACUCCUAGAAGAGAUGCAGUCCCUCCUUGCCCAGAGGACCGCAACUGCAUGAGACCUGGUGUGGGGAGCCUUGGGAAAGCUAGAUGUUGCUGAACUAUAAACCCCAUCAGCCCCCAGCAAACAUGGCCAAUGGCCAGGGACAAUGGGAGCCGUUGAUCAGCAAAAUCUUCAGGGCAAAAAGUUCCCCAGACCUGCGUUAGAUGGACAAGCUGCCUAGAAUUUUGAACUUCUGCUCCCUGAUCCCAGAAGCAUGGAAAGUUGGUGGAGAUUAUUCAGUGAGGUGAAGGCAAUGCCCUCUUGAUGUGCUCUGAGGCACCCUUCUCCGUUAUCAAGUCACAUACCUCAGGAGUAAGCCCUGACGUUGAACAAGGAGAUGUUCUGGAACUAAACCAUGAUUACUUGUGGCUUCAAUUCCAGGUCAGCUCUGAGGAAUUUUCCUGCCUGAGCUAAGGGCAAAGUGGUCUGUAUCCCCCACCACUCCCAAGCUGCAUACCAAGUAGAUAAACCAAUCAGGAAAGAUGGAAAGGAUUUGUUGACCUAAUUAUUAGGUUAAAUUAGGUUAGGUAAAUUUUUUAACAAAAAUUGAGAAAGAUGGAAAGAAUUUGCUGAAAUAACUAAUUAAACUAGAAUACAAAAAGGGAGGUGUGAGGAAGUCAAUGAAACAAGCAAAUGGAAGUUUUAGAUACGCAAUUGGGAUCUGUGUUGUUUUCUUUUUCUUUUUAUUUUUUUGUUGUAUUGUUGUAUUGGUUUUUUUGUUUUUUUGUGUGUUUUUUCCUUUUUAUGUAUUAUAGUGUUGUUUUUUAAUGUCUCUUUUUUUCCCUUAUAAUUCUGAAACUACUAAUAAAUAUUAUUAUUUUUUUUUAAAAAAAAGAUAAACCAAUCGAACUGGCAGUUAAAUCUUAUUCCAAUACUGCACCUGAGGGCAGCAGGCAGGUUUAAGACUCCUGCAGAGUCUGCUUCCUCAGCAUUCAUCCUGAUUUGUCAGCACAAAGCUUAUGUGGAGGUUAGACUGUGUUCAGUCUUUACUGAAAUGGCUUGUGGAGAGGUUAUACAACCAUAAGCAUUCACCCUGAUUUGCCCUGCAUGGUGUUUACACGUCUUCCUGCGGAUCAUUCAUUCACCAUCCCACACUUCUCAGUGCAUUUCCCUGCCCUUUUCUUAACCACAAAAAAGUCGGUGUCUUUUCAAAAGGCGGAUUUGUUUCACAGGGGCAACAGAGCACUUUAAUCUGCUUUAAAUGCACAAGCCUACAGUUCCAGCAUGUGCUUGAAUUCCUCCUGCAAAAUGCUGACAGCCUGGAAGCGGACUUAGGGUGCAGAGGGCAGGCUGCAUGGCACCCACAGCUGACACCUUCCCUGAGCUACCUGCCCUGCUCCAUCAGCCGCCUGAGGCAGCUACCUCACUCUGCAUAAUCCUGAUUAAUCUGUGUAAAGGGAUACAUUUGCAGGUGACUUUUUGCAGGAUAAAAGGGUUUGAUCCUGUGAUUAUUCUCUCUUGGAGUGUCCUGGGGAAUGAGGUUAGUUUGGUUUGCCCUGCUGCCGACCCCCGGGAGGGGGGCUUCUGAGGAGUCACAGCAGUCAACUGCUGGGUCACGACACCUGCAAACCACUCUCUGCUCACUCCCUCACCUGGGCCUGCUGCCAACCACUUCCUGCCUGCAAUCUUCCUUUCCUUCCUUUGUGCACUUGCAAAGGAGAGGGAGAGCGCCUGGCUUUCUCAUUGCUCCCGGCUCUCAGGCUGAUUCCCUCUCCUCACUUCCCGGCACAUGGCUCUUUUGUAACAGUUUCAGGGUUAAUUGCCUGUAGCUUCAGAUGCUCGUUAGAUGUUGGCACUGAAGGUUUUCAUCCUCUGCAUGAAUCGCUGAGCAGGCAGUGGCAAUAGAGGGCAGGCAGGUGGGCUAGAAGAGAUGGACAGCCAGUCCCUUGAAAUGUCCAAGGCCCUUUUCUCCAUCAGGGACUUCUGGGGUUGGAGAAGACGCUUUGGCUACCCAUUCCAGAGGAUGUGGGCUGAUGUGCUCAGGCUGAUGGACCUUCUGGCUCAGCUUGCAGAGGGAAUGACAAGAGCCACCAGGCACCCCAGGGCAUGAGAGCAGGUUGCUAGCACAGAGCAUAAGACAAGCCUGGCUCCUGGGUAAAGUCCAGCAUCCUGUUCUCACUGCAGGGCCAGAUCUACAGUGAAACGAAUGAAGUUUAAGCUUCAGAGCCCUUAAUCCUGGAGGGGCCCCAGACGCUGAAAAAUGUGGUGUCUAGUUAAGUCACACAACUCAAAACAACAUCUUGAGGACACAAAGCUGGGAGAAGCUAAAGGGUCAUUUCCAGAAGGGUAGCAGCUGUGGUAAGUCAGUUGCAAUGAAGUGUCUUGUGGCACCUUGAAGAGGAAUGUGUUUUUAUGACUGCAUAGACAUUAAUGGACUGCAUCAUCAGAUGCAGGAAGUGUAGCCCUUCAGUGCCACCCUAUUCAUUUGGGUCUGAAUGGAGACCAUGCCUUCCUUUCCCACUAGAGAUGUUAAUUCACUCAGCAUUGCCAAGUGGAUUGUUUUAUCGCCUGUCUCUGCAGUUGUAAAGCAUCACUCUGCUCAUCUCACAUUCUUUCUGGCUCUAAUUGAAUUGUCACUAUGUGCACCUUUUGAAUUUCAUUUUCAUCUGGCACCGUGACUUAGAGCCUUUGCCCCUUUACAAACUAAGUGCUCUCUCCUCUCUGCAACUGAGGAUUAUGCUUCAUGCUUCUAAUGAAGUGGACCCUGUAAAAUCCAUGAGAAAAUUUGCUGUUCAUCUUCAAGGUGCCAUAAAACCUUUUGGGAGUUUCCCCCUCCCGAAGGGCAUGCUUACUAUAUUUGCAGUGGUUAGUAAGGAUCCAGGUGAGGUUUGGGACUUGAGAGCUCCUUGAAUUCUUUAAACUUUCAUGUCCUUUUUGCCUCUCCAAAAGGGGUUUCUUGUUUGCUACUAAUUUGUGUAGUACCCUGCUCACAUCCUGCAACUUCCAUGGCAUCAUGAACAUGGAAAGGGGGAAAUGUUUGGGGGAUUCAACCCUAUUAAAAUCUAUUCAGUUGCUCACAGCUGCUACAUCAGUCCCAAAGGAUCCAUUUGCAUCCGGUGUGUGGUAAAGAGUUCUGUGAUACCCAAAAGCUUGCACAAGAGAAAUCUUUCCAAUCCUGUGCAUGCUUUUGUGCAUGUCCACAUGUGUCCAUGCAUGCCAGUACUGUAUAGAGCUUCCUUCCUUAGGGUGUCUCAUUAUCAUAAAAGGUUGGGGUGUCAGGUGCAGUAAUAACUAGGCUAGCUCUGGGUGCUCUAAUGUGCCUUGAUUUGCAGCGGGAGGUUACCCUGCAAGGUUGGCCCGGCCCUGCAAGCCCAAUUGACUCAAGAUGGGAUGGUGGGGAAGAGCCAAAGAUGCUGGUGUCAAUCAGUUCUGCGGGAAUGUGAUUCCUCCCCCCCCAUUGGGAAGUGGGCAGUGGGCUACUCAAGACAGGAAGGGUGCUUGCUGGAUGACAAAGGAGGCCUCCUGCCAACCUUGGGAGCAAGCAGGCCAAGCCCUCAUGUGUUGCACAGCGAUAGCAUUCUUCCCACUAAUUCCCUCUUCCCUUGCAAUUUGCAUGAUGAAUGAGGGCUGUUAAAGCUUUCUGGAUUGCUCAACUGCAGGGAUGCACACACACAGUCCUCAGCUGUCCCUUUUCCUGUGGGAUCAGACUUUACUUCAGUGAUAAGCACAGUUGCUCACAGUGCACCCUUCAGUCCUCCUAGCUAGGUCCCAAGCAGAUGUCAUGCUAUCAACAAAGAGAAUUUCAUCAAGGUUGCCAACUGACCAGGAAAAGAAUUGCCCCAGCUGCUCCUGUGCCACUAACGUUGGCUGGAUCAGCUGAAGCUUUUAUGGCAUGGAGGUCAGCACCGUCUCCUGUUACAAUCUGCACAAGAGCACAUGAAGCUACCUUUUACCAAGGAAGACAACUGGUCCAUCUAACCUAGUAUUGUCUACACUGAUGUGCAGUGGCUUUCCAGGGUUUCAGGCAGAGAUCUCUCCCAGCCCUACCUAGAGAUACUGGGAAUUGAACCUGGGACCUCCUGCAUGCAAGGCAUAUGUUCUGCCAUUGAGCUACAGUUCCUGCUCUCCAGAUUAAGCUGUUAUUAAAGGCACAGGUGCCUUCGUAAAAAAAGUGGGCAACUGCUAAGAUGUGGGUCCCCAGCGCAAGGUCAGGAGAGACAUCAGUGGCUGAUAGAAAGGAGCAGCAGGAGAAGUGUUUUGGUCAAGGGCAGAAGAAUGGAAGGUUGCCAAAAACUGGGUUUGUUCGACAGUUCUUAAAAAUUAGCGAAAAUAAGCUGUUCUGCCUCCACUCAAUCCCUGCUUGUAGCAGCCGUCAACCAACGUACUUGCCAACUUUUGAGAAUUCAAAAGAAGGCAAAUUAGCAUGCAAUCCUAGACAUGCCUACUCAGAUGUGUAAGCACCACUGAGUUCAAUGAGACUUACUCCCAGGAAAUUGUGUAUAUAGGAUUACAGCCUACACACAUUUUCCUGGGAGAAAUCUGUCAAUUUUCUCGUUUCUCCUUUUUUUCAGUUCUAAAUUCAGUUAUCUACACUUACACAUCAGUUUGCAAUUCAUUAAUUUUUCUAAGUCACCCUGAAAAUUCUGCAGCCAUUGCUUUUGACUCUCAGGUAUCCCUUGAAGAUCUUUUUAUGCAGACAGGCUCUUGUAGCAGUUUAACUAUUACUUUUUAUUCAGUCUCUUUGAUAAUUAUCUGUAUUUUUUUUUAACGUUGAUCGCUGUUGUUAGCUUUAUAUCCCACCUUCCAUUCAAAGAGCUCAAGGCGGAACAGUUGCUUCUCCUGCUCUCCAUGUUAUCCUCACAACAACCCUGUGAGGUAGGUAUGGAGUUCACGGCAUGUAAUGCCUUAAGAGAGAAUAUAAUGAAAAUGAUAUACAGGUGGUACAUGACACCAGUCAAGCUUGCGAAAAUUUAUCACUUGCCCGAUAAUAAAUGUUGGAAAUGUAAAGAGACGGAAGGUACAUUCUUUCACCUUUGGUGGACAUGCCCAAGGAUUAAGGCUUUCUGGGAGAUGAUUUAUAACGAAAUGAAAAAGGUAUUUAAAUAUACCUUUCUGAAGAAACCAGAGGCCUUUCUCCUGGGCAUGGUCGGCCAAUUGGUGCCAAAGAAGGAGAGAACUUUCUUUAUGUACGCCACAACAGCAGCAAGAAUACUUAUUGCAAAGUAUUGGAAGACACAAGAUCUACCCACUCUGGAAGAAUGGCAGAUGAAGGUGAUAGACUAUAUGGAACUGGCGGAAAUGACUGGCAGAAUCCGAGACCAGGGAGAAGAGUCAGUGGAGGAAGAUUGGAAGAAAUUUAAAGACUAUUUACAGAAACAUUGUAAAAUUAAUGAAUGUUAGAAUGAUGUUGGAAUGAAUCUAUGUGAUUUUAGCAAAAAUGUAUCAAAGAUUUAAGAAAAAUACUGUUAAUUGGUGAAAAGAGGGAAAGUAAACUUAUAUUAAGACCAAGAUAAAUUUUCAGGAUAAAAAUUUUGAAGAGAGGGAAAGGAUUUGCUGAAAUGGAUAAUUGACUUAGAAUACAAAAAAGGGAGGUGUGAGGAGGUCAGGGAAACAAGCAAAUGAAAGAUAAGUUAUGGGAAGGCUCAAUUUGUUUUUUUUGGUUUUUUUUUGUUUUUGUUUUUAAUUGUUUCUAUUUUUCUGUUUUUUAUUGUGAUGUGUUGUUUUGCUAUUGUCUAAUUUGGUGUUUUUUCUUUUUUCUUUUGCCUUUUUGUAAACUUAAAACCUUAAUAAAUACUAUUUUAAAAAAAUAAAUAAAAAAAAUAGACUGAGAGACUGACUGGUCCAAGCUCACCCAAGAAGCCUAAUGGCGGGGAUUUGAACCCUGGUCUCCCAGGUCCUAGUCCAAUGUUCUAACCACUCGCCACACUAGCUCUCUUUAUGCUUUAGUGUUGUACAGUGCUCAGAUCUUUUAUGAUAUGAUAUAGCGGUAUAGAAAUACGCCAUAAAUGCUGGAAUGGUAACUCUAGGAUUGCAUGGUCUGAGAGCGCCUCGAAAAUGCCACUAUUUUGCAGGAAGGGGAGGUAGUUGUGAUGUGCAUACUGGAACUUAAUGUUUGUGCCAUUGAAGCAGAUGAAAAGGCUCUGUUGCCCUGGUGCCACAAAUCUGCUUUUAAAAAGAAACUGACAUCUGUGGUUUGGAAGAGCGACUGGGAAAUGCAUUGAAACACGGGGGAUGAACAAAGAGCUAACGGCAAGACAUAGAAACACCAAACUAGGAUGGAUGCAGGCCAAGCUAGGAUGAAGGCAGGACGAAGGCUCAUUGUCAUAGAACUUCCCUGCAAACAAAUAAGAAUGAAAGCUCAGUAAAGACUGGCUAUGUUCUAAGCUGCACUCAGGCUUUGUGCAAGCAAAUCAGGAUGAAUGCUCAAUAAAGGAGGAGGUCAUCAGGAAGAACCCUAAGGACCACAGACCCACAGCAACACUGCAAGACAUCCUGAGGUGAGGGCACCAGACAGCUGCCAUGAAGAAUAAAACAAUCCAGCCCUCCUUGAAUAAUAUAGAUCUUAAGAUUUGCAUUAAUACAGAGCACACUCCUCACGAAGCCUAAUUGUGAGGUUGGUGUGUGUGUAUCUCUAAACAGCUCAAUUUUACAGCAGCACGGCCUACGUUAUUAUCUCUUUUUUAGUGUGUGUCAUUAUCCGUCAUUUUUAAGUUCUGGGUCAUGCGUCACCUUCUUACCAGACUGACAAAGUUGCUGCAUGAAAGCUCUGCUACGUCUUUUUUUAUGUCUGAGCUACCUAGCAGCUAAGGUUUAGCAGAAUCAGAUUAAUUCUGGUCUUGCAUGGAUGUCUGCUUCAGCCUCUCUUUGUUCUACAAGGCUUACUUUAAAUAAGCUUAGUUUCAGAAUAGUUGCCAGAGGGAUGCCUAGCCCAAAGCUGUGCCAAAAGAGGCAGGGGGGACAUAACUCAGUGGUAGAGCAUUUACUUUGCAUGCAGAUGAUCCCCGGUUCAAUUCCUGGCAUCUCCAGGUAGGGCUGUAAAGGAAACCUGAAAUCCUGGAGAGCUGCUUCCAGUCAGCGUAGGCUAGGGGUGAGGAACCUUUUUAACCCAAGGGCUCCACUCAGUUCUGGGCAAUCUUCUAAGGGCCACAUGCCAGCAGAAGCUGGAGCCAGAGGCAAGCAAGAUUAAUGACCAGAGUUCAAGGGCACAUUCCAUCCAGGCAAAAAGCAAAAAGGGGCUGGUGGAGGUAUAAGUAGGGAGGGUGUAUGACAUGAGCCAAGUCCCAAGGGCCAGAGAGAGAGGCUUGGAGAGCUGCAUUUGGCUCCCUGACUCACGGGUAGGCAAUACUGAGCCAGCUGGACUGCUGAUCUGACUCAGAGUAAGGCAGCUUCCUAUGUUCCUCUGCUCAACCAUUCUCUGUCCCAGCAUGGCAGAAGGCAAUAAGCAGCCUGGGCAGCCCCAGCCUCAGCAGAGAAGCAGUGCGUUUCAGAACGAGCGAAGCCAAAGUGAGCCAAGCCACCAACAAACUGCAGGGGAGCCAAACCUAGAAAAGCCUCCUAAAAGCUAGAUUUUUAUUUUUAUUUUUUAUUUCAGUUAAAUACCCUUCUCAAUCCCAAAUAUAUGACAGGCCCUGAGCAAAAUGUGGCCCACCCACCUGGUCAUUCCAGAAGAAAUUUAAUUGGCAGCAAGCAACACCUCUCAUGAUUCUUUCAUUUGGUCUAGCAAGCUGAGCUCUGGAAAGCGGGCUCUAAUUGCCUACCACAUUGUGAAAAAUCCACAGUGAAGCGGAAACGGAGCCGAACAAAGGCUGAAUUAAGGGAGCCACUUUCAGAGGGAGGGAAACCAGCCUGAAAGUUGUUUAGGAGGAGGAGGAGGAGAGUUGUCCAGUCCUAACUUUCGCCAUCCCCUUCUCUGGCAGAGGCCCAGUAAGCCAGACUCGGCCUCGAUUCUGGGGAAGAGCUACUUUGAAAUGUGACGACGAAGAGACAAUUAUAGCAGAGCCAGAGAGUAUGUGACGCUUUUCAUCUGAGAUCGCAGCUUUGUGUUCUUUCGUAUCAAGAGAUCCAAGGCAGCAUAUUCUGAAGCCUAAUCCAGUAGAUAAUGAGCCAGCUAUGCACACCCACUUCUUUGGGCAGUUGGAUCCAUAUUGUUCGAAAUGCACCGUCCAUACCCUAAUAAACGUGUCUGCCUUUGAGGUGCUACAGGAAUCUUGGCUGGUUUCGCUGCAACAGGGCAGCACAGCUGCUGCCUCUCUGCAAAAGGUCUCGUGUCUUGUUCCCAAGGGCAUCAGGCUGGCCUCUGCCAGAGAACAAAGCUCUGGGCUAAGUGGAUCUUUGGCCCAGUACAGCAUGGAAAACGUCCUGAAGAUCACCCUGCGAAAGGGACAGGUCUGAGCGGUGCUGAGCAUAGUGAAAGUCUCCCUUCCUGGAACAAGCCCGCUUGGCUGUUGCCGAGGCUAAUUUAUUGUCUGAAGCAGGCAGUGCAAACCCACUGUUUGCACUUAGAAGGCAUGGCGAAAAUCAAUACUGAAAUGGGCUCUUGUAUUUUCGAGGGAGCCCAGCCGUCUUGGCCCAUAUUAGCGGCCAUGGAAAAUCACUUUGGCCAGCAUCCCGACAGCACGCUUUGCCCUGACGUUGAUAAAGUUACCAUUUUGUGCUUUGUCGUUAUUUAAAAAUCAUUACAGAAGUACAGCAAUGUAGCAGCAAUUUCUGCCUUCCUCUGGGAGCGUAUGAUAGCUGCUCAGGCUUCCGUGGACAAAGGGUUAUUGGCAGCUGACACCAAUGCCAACUCCACAGCUCGGCACCUGUUGCUUGCUGUGCAGCCAGGGCAACCCUGAGGGUGGGAGAGGAAACAACCAUUUACCUGGUUGCUGGUUAGUGUAAGGUUGCCUUUACAGUGUAGAUCAGGGAUUCUCAGUUUGUGGGACUCAGACCCCAGGGGUCUGAGUAACCUACCCAGGGAGUCCGUGGCACAUAUCCCUCAACUUUCUUGAGACAUCCUGUUUUCGGGGGCUGUGCUCUUGCAUGAGAGGAUGGCACCCAAAAGCAUGCAAGAUCAUGGCCAGGUACACACCUCGCAUGAGAUUGCAAUGCCCAAAAAUGUGUGGUUUGGGGCAACAUGCUCUCGUGCAGAUCAUGUGACUUGCGCAGUAGUGUAGCCUGGAAGACACACAUCCCAGUUUUCUGCUGGGGCAUGUUGGAGGGUAGGUUGGCAGCAUUCACAUAUUGAAAACUAUCACAGAGACAUCAACAUUUUCAAAAGUAAGGCAUCCAUGGCUUAGCUUUUGAAAGACAAGGGGUCGGCAGUACUUUACUCAUUGGGAACCACUGGGAUAGAUCACCUAUCUUUGUGCAACUGAAAAUGGACGGCUCAUCACAGCAUCUUUGCAAAGAUCUCUUGUUUCCAGGCUACAAGCCAGGGCAACGCCUGCCCCACUGCAGAUAAACACAUGCUCCAGAAUCCACUAAAGGCAGAACACAACGGGGAUAAUUUUCCAAAGUCUCAUUUCCAGCAACUAGCACAGCCUCCUUCAAGCUGGGGCCCUCCUGAUGUUUUGGCCAGUUGAGGCUGGUGGGUAUUGUAGUCCAAAACAUCUGGGAGAACCCAAGGUUGAGGGAGGCUCAACCUGUUCAAGGAAACUCAACCUCAGCCUCAUUUUUUUGUUUCUCUCAAAGCCCCCUGCUGUUCAGUGCAACUGGACAAGCAGCUUUGAAGCGGCUGUCGCUUAGUGGGAAGAACUGAGCCAAUCCAUUAAACAGAAAAUCCCAGCCAGCAGCUCCAGCUGGAGCAUACAUGAUGGACAGGACUUGGAAGCUGCUCUGUCCGCUCUGACAUGUCCAGUUUGGCCACUGACUCUUGGCAUUAAACCCUCAGAGGACGUCUUGAGGGAUGGCGAGCGCUGCUCCAGGAUGAUCUUAGCCGUACGUUUGGAGGAGAUUAGAGCUGACAGUUAUUGCAUCAAAUUAAUAAAUCCCUGCUCAUUAGGGGGGAGGUUUUUGGUGAAGUUUCCUGAGAUGAAGGAGCUUUAGGGGAAUCGAUUGCCACGGAGCGUGCAUCCCUCCGGCUGGCUCAUUGAAACUCAAAUGAAAUCAGGAUUUGGGGAAGCAAAUGGAAGGGCCCUCCCUGCUGCUGCGUAAUCAAUAUGGAAAGCAGAGAGGCAUUGUGCCAGGCUAAUCUUGUUCCCUUCCCUGCCAGGAUGAGAAAGAAAGUUCCCACUUUCAGGUGGGAAAGCAAGCAAGAGCACUUUCUUCCCUCCCCCAGAGGAAAAGGCUGGUGGUCUGAAAGGCUUCAAUUCAGCUUGAGGAAUUGGGAACAAAAAAAAGAAAUCACUUUUGGACAAACAGCACCAGGAGCGUCUCCUGCACAAGCUCACUGAGCGAAGUGGGAGCUGUUCCAUAGGGCCCCAGCACACCUGCACGCCUCCCGUUCACCUGACUCCUUCUCCAAGGCAUGGCCAACUCUGUCAUCGGCUCCUGCCGCAACCAACUGACACCAUCUCCACUGCCGCAGUGUGCCAGAACUGGAAAGCAGAGGCACUGAAAGUGGUGGCCCGCAGAAGGAAAGCUGCAGAUGGCUCGUGCAAGCCAGCUAAGCCACAUUCCUGAGGAAUGUCAAUGCCAAUCUGAACUGCUAUGAAGCAGUGUCACCCUGGCACCCUCACUGGCACCCCAAGGGAUGCUGUCCUGCAGUUGCUGGCGCCAGCCCUGAUGGAAUAUGGAGCUAUAGUGGAUUCUGAUGCCAUCACUGUGCUUGCGUGUGUUGGGGUGGGGGCAGUGAAGGGAUAGCAAGUGAAAGAAAGCUCAGGCUGCCUGGGGUAGAUUCAUAGGAAGACACCUGAUACUGAGUCAGGCCUUUGGUUUAUCUAGCUCAGUAUUAUCUACUACACUGACUAGCAGCAGCUCUCUACAAUUUCAUGAAGGGGUCUCUCCCACCCCUAUGUGGAGAUGCUGGCGACUGAACCUGGGACAGCCACUGAUCCACCACUGCCUAGGGGGAGUUGUUGUUUACAGAGCACUACUCACAUACUAGGAACAGAGGACCUGUGAUCUACUUUAGGCAAGAGAGAAAGGGGACAGCCCCUGACCAAGUAAGCAGAAGGGCUAAGGAAGGGAAGGGCCCCCUUUUAUUUUGCAUUCCUGAUUAUUUGUGCUGAUUAUUAUUUAUUGGGGUGGUCUCACGCGGUUCUGCUUUCCAUACUGUUUGCACCUGCAAAAGUUUUUGGACUGCUUCAUUUCCAUUCGGUGCAUGUCCCAUAACUUUCUGCUGAAAUACGGCAACUUUCCAUACCCCAAAUGUUCCGGAUUAAAUUUUUUUGCCUCGCUUUUUGCAGCACUUUCACUCCAGAUGGCCAUGAUGUGGCGACAUUGGGGAAUUAUUACAGAAUAACUCAUCAUUCAGACAGAUGUGUGGAUGGGUCCAGAUUGUACCCAAUGCCAGCGAACUAUGGUUGCAUCAGUGUUGCAGUAUACGCUGCAAAAAAAAACAAGCACCAGUCUGGAGUGGCCCUAUUGGCCCUGGUGGAGAGGCAGGGCAGGUACCUUCAGCUUGAGGCUGCCAGCCACCCUGACAAUCUCCCCACCCCCCAAAAAAACCUGGCACCCUCACAAAGCCUCCCCACAAAAACUGGGAUCAGUGCCUGAGGAAUGGCUCAUUAGCAUCUCAUCUGCAUUCACCACAGUAACGAUUCCAUUCCCCGAAUGUUUAGGCAAAAUUCUAUUCCAUUUCCAUAAGAGCGUCAGCUUCUAUCCCUUAAGAAGGUAGGUAGGAGGAGGAGAGGAAGGGAGGGAGCUGUGAUGCUAUCCGGGUGCCGCAAAUAACCAGCCUCAAAUAACCAGCCCUCUGGAGCUGGAGAUAAAGGGCAGGAGAAGGCACUCACUCUUCCCUUCCCUUCCUACCACGAAUAUCGCAAGCGCAGAUCCUUUCCUUCAUCAGAAUAAUUCCACUGCUAAUCCAGGAGAGAGAGAGAGAGAGAGAGAGAGACAGAGACAGAGACAGAGAGACAGAGACAGAGAGAGACACUGAUAUUGCUAAUGUAGAGAAUACAGGGAACAGGGCCUGCAGAUUUGUGGCAUUUUCUCCGACAUUUCAUAUUAAUUAUAAAAAAAAAAAUUGGCUCCAGAAUUCGUUUUCUUCUUACUGGAAAAAAGGCCUUUUAAUUUAGGCUAUAAAAGUCCACUGUCCAUGUGUGUCUGUGUUUACAAAGCUGUUACUUCUGAAGAACUCUUGGUUUGGUGUUUUUGUUUUUUUAAUUACUCAUUUCUAUUUUUUAUUUAUUCAACAUACUCAUAUGAGCCAUCAUGUGAGCUUUAUUUUGUUUAAAGCAAAUGGUUGCAUAUAAUUUAAAAUGAUUAAAUAAAAAAUACAAGGAAACUCAGUGUUAAUAUCUGCAGAAAGCAGCAAAGCAAUAAUAUCCAGCAGAAAUAACUAAUUGGGGGAAAACAAAAACUGCAUCAGUAACAUGCUGGAAGUCCCGGACAAGCAUAAAAACUCUCUGCCUAGCACUGGAAAAACCUCAAAUUUGUAUAUGAUGCAAGGCGGUACACCCCCCCCAGAAGACUUUCCAUACAUGGGGUGCCACAACCACAACUGCCCCCCGAUCCCCUGCCUAACUUCAGAAGACAGGGGACUUAGAGGUAGGUCUCUGGAGAAAAAACGUGAAGCUCAUCACUUAGCUGGUGAAGCCCUGAGUUUACUUUCAGUCACAGGAAGCUGCAUUCUAUUGAGUCAGGCUGAUGGUCCAUCUAGCUCAGUAUUUGCUUGUCUUUAAGGUGCCACGGGACCUUAAGGGAUACGGGUGGUGCUGUGGGUUAAACCACAGAGUCUAGGACUUGCCAAUCAGAAGGUCGGCGGUUUGAAUCCCUGCAACGGGGUGAGCUCCUGUUGCUCGGUCACUGCUCCUGCCAACCUAGCAGUUCGAAAGCACAUCAAAGUGCAAGUAGAUAAAUAGGUACCGCUCCAGCGGGAAGGUAAACGGCAUUUCCAUGUGCUGCUCUGGUUCACCAGAAGCGGCUUAGUCAUGCUGGCCACAUGACCCGGAAGCUAUACACCAGCUCCCUCGGCCAGUAAAAUGAGAUGAGCACCGCAACCCCAGAGUCGGUCAUGACUGGACCUAAUGGUCAGGGGUCCCUUUACCUUUACCUUUAAGGUGCCACAAGACUCUUAGCUGUUCUGAGUGGCAGCAGAUUUCCACAGUUUCAGAUGGAGUUUUCCUAGCCUCACCUCAGUUCUCAUGAUUUUGAAUAAGAGCUGAUUUCAAUAGGAACAUUGGAAGCUGCCUUCCAAUCGUAACAAGUGGCAAUCCACAGAAAAAACUGAUUGGCAUUUGCUUCAGUUCAGCAGUAAAGUGCAGGUUUUCCCAGAUAAGCUGCCAGGACAAAUAAUAAUAAUAAACACCAUUUGGACACAGAGUUCUAAAGUCUGCACCUGUGCCUAGUAAUGUGGCACAGAAGGAAGUCAGGAUGAGUCCUGAGUCAGACCAUUGGUCCAUCUAACUCAGUAUCGUCUUCAUUGGCUAGCAGUGGCUCUCCAGAGUUUCAGACAGGGCAGUUUUUCUCUGCCAAAACUACAGAUGCCAGGGGUUUAAACUGGGUGUAUGUGCUGUACCACUGUGUGACAGCCCUUUCUGAACUCAAAAAUAAUGCAUACAUACCCCUGUCCCUUUUGCAUUCUGUUUUAAUAUGAACUAGAAGAACAAAUGCUUUGGUGAGCUGGACUCAGUGAUAUUUCACCAACAAGGCAUAGGGGAAGGAGGAAGUGAUCAGAGUUGGGUCUGUCUUCACCACAGACUCUGUGUUCUGGCUCAGGGACACCAAAUGGUGACUCCAACAUGAAGUGUUUCAACCUCCCGGUACAGGCAGUUAAUGGCACCAGUCUGCCUGCUUUGCCUGCUCAAGAAACCGGCAUUACUCCGGGUGUACUGACCCUGUCUCCUCUCCCCUUCUUUAUAAUGUCUACACUAUGUUUAGGCUACAGUUCUGUGCACACUUAACUUGGCAUUCAGCUCUGCAAAGUACACCAGUGGGACUCACUUCUGAGUAAGCAACAUGCCUAGGAUUGCACUGUGAAUUUGCAAAACAGCCUACAAUCUUUGUUCUGUAUUACCUCUCACAGCAACGCUGUGAGGUUUGCUGCUCUUGUUCUCAGAGACCACAAGUAGGUCAGUGGCAAAGGUGGUUGGACUUGGAUCUGAUGUCCAGGGCUGGCUGGCCCAGGGCAUUUUGCUGUCUCAGGCAAAAUGGCACCUCCCCACUCCAUGAAAAAAUCUAACUGGCCUGGCAGCUGAAUCUUAUUUUGACACUGGUGAUAGGAUGGGGUCCUCUACUUGCACUGAGCACAGCAGACAGACUGCAUGGUACAUCCAUCUGUGUUCAAUCCCUGCCCCUCAAGAUAUGCCGCAAGAGGUAGUUGCCUCGCUCUGCCUAAGAAUAUGGCCAGCCCUGUGAGCGGCUCAUUUCGAAGCUUUCUUUCCACUAACCCUGAACUUGAUAUUCCACUCAUCUGGAAUGUCUGUUUUUCCUCCCAUGCGUUCCACAGGUGGACCGAUCAGAGAUCAUCAGAAGCAACCUUAACCCCAUCUUUGCCAAGGUCUUCAUGGUUGACUAUUACUUUGAGGAGGUGCAGAAACUGCGGUUUGAGGUGUACGACAUUCAUGGCCACAGCAGCAUUGGGACCCACGAUGACGACUUCUUGGGCGGCAUGGAAUGCACAGUGGGCCAGGUAAGGAGGGGCAGGUGCCGCCACAUGAGGUUGGCACAAACAGUGGUAGCAGAACAGAGCAGCUCUCCUUUGCUCCAAGUGAGAGAAAGAGAAAGAGCUGCAUGGCCAAUCUGGGAGCCAACAAAAAGGCCCAGUCCUAGUUCAGUAUUGCAUUGCAUUGCAUCUAUAUCCCACCUCUUCUCUAAGAAGCUCAAGAUGGUAAAUGUGGUUCUCCCUGUCCUUGUUUAAUCCUCACAACAACCCUGUGAGGUAGGUUGAGCUGAGAGGGAGUGACCAGCCCAAGGAUAUAUUUUAUCCGUCAGCACAGCAGUUUGUAACCAAAUGAAUGUGGACCAAAAAAUUGCUAAGGAUUGCUUGGAUGAACUUGAAUUGAGCUGUGCAUUGAAUGUGAACUGAACUAAUCUAUUUUGCAAAGGGACAAAUGUGAACUGGAUUCAGUUCCCUUUUAGAUAUGCUGAAGCUGAGCUCAAACGAGUCCCUUUUUAAAAUGGACUUUCCGAAUUCUGCAAAGACCUGCCAUCCACUUUCCUGCUGUGGCUCGUCCAUGGCGAUUGCCCCUUAAAAGCAAGAAGCAGCAUGCGGAAUGGAGCUCUCCACUCUCUCUCGCCAUGGGAGAAUUGCCAGCCAUUGCCAGCCUCCUGUGGCUUUGCUGUGUGGCUCAUGUACAAAAGCACCGAUGAGCAAGUAUCUUGAGGCUCUGAGCAGCUUCCACGGGUCUGCCUGCUGAGUCUCCCCCACGCCCAGCACGCUGCAGGAUUCCCCCUCAUUGUGCUUUUUUGUCAGGCAGAACCAUUGUGUGACUCAUUUUGGUCCCUGAGCCAGUGUUGAGAUCAUUUCCCAUUAAAAAAAAACAUAAGAAGAGCCUGCUGCAUCAGACCUAUGGCCCAUCUAGUCCAGCAUCCUGUUCUCACAGUGGCCAACCAGAUGUUUGUGGGAAGACCACAAGCAGAAAGUGAGCGCAAUAGCACUCUCCCCCUUUGUGAUUCCCAGAAGCUAUUCAGAAGCAUUACUCCUCUGACAAGGGAGGUAGGGCAUAACCACCAGGGUUAGUAGCCAUUGAUAACCCUCUCCUCCAUGGAUUUGUCCAAUCCUCUUUUAAAACCAUCCAAGUUGGUGACCACCGCAGCCUCCUGUGGGAGUGAGCUCCAUUACUAUGCACUGCAUGUCUAUGUCUAUGCUCUGGUAACCUCUAGGUUAGGUUCCUGAAACGUGUUAUAUGUGGGACUGCCUCAAGCUCCUUCCUGCACCCCAAUAUGCCAAUAGACUCCAACACUCCUUCCAAAUGAAGCAGUGCAUCACAUGGAGGGUGUAAUAAUGCAUGAGGAAUGGUAUACUGGGGCCCCUGCAGAGCAGAGAUAAAAGAGGUGACGCUUGCUAGUGAGCCAAGGCAAGCGUCACUGGGAAGGUGUCUUGUGGGAUAUACUUGCGCGAUUGUUUGACCCCCAUAGUGCCCACUUUAUCACUUCAAUCUGUUAUAGAUGCUGUAUAAUAGUCAUUCCUCACUUGUACAAAAAUUGAAUUUUGUAGACUCUCAGAUUUGGAAGGCCUCCCAAGUGUCAUCUAGUCCAUCCCCAUUUAACUAAGUCCUGCUCAAAAUCCACCCAUUGAAAUUAAUGAACCGAAGUAAGUCAUGUCCAUUAACUUCAAUGGGUCUACUCCUGAGUAGGAGUGGUGUUGAAUUUCAGUGUGGCAGCACCUACACUUUGGAACUCCCUGUCUAUUGACAUCAGGCAGGCACCUUCUCUAUACUGCUUUCAACACCAACAUUAUUGUUGAGGCAAGCCUAUCAACACAGAUGUUGACGUGUUUUGAUUUCUUUUUAACUUACUGUUCAUCUCCAUUAUCUUUUAAAGGUUUUUGAUUGAUUGCUUUUAACAGAUUUUUCGUGUUCAUUUUAACAUUUGUUGCGAAGCACCUUGAGUUUUAUUACAACCAAGCAGCACAGAAAACAUGGUCAAAUAAACAAAUCUUUUCUUUCUGCCCUCCUUUGCAGAUUGUGGCCCAGAAGCGUGUGACCAAGCCUCUGUUCCUAAAGUACGGGAAGUAUGCGGGCAAGUCCACCAUUACGGUGAGCAGCUCAGUCACAGAAGCGGACAUUUUAUGACAGCCUUCUGGCCUCCAUGACCUGAGGCACUGUGAGGAUUAUGGGUUUGUUUUGGUUUUGUUCUUGUUUUUAUUAGGUAUUUUAUGUUUUUAUUUUGUAUUUUUAUGCUGUGAACUGCCCAAGAUCUUCAGGUGAAGGGUGAUAUACAAAGUUAAUAAAUAAAAUGGCUUCUGACUGGCCUCCCUCUUGAACCUCCGCCCCACAACAGGUGACGUCUGAAGAGAUUUCUGGGGACAAUGGUUUUGUGGAACUGUUCUUUCGAGCGAAGAAGCUGGAUGACAAGGUAACAGGGGCCACAAAGGACCCAUCUCUCUCCCCCCCUUCUCUCUCUCUCUCUCUCUCUCUCUCUCUCUCUCUCUCUCUCUCUCUCUCACACACACACACACACACACACAGCAAGCAGCAUGGUGGUUGAGCCUUCCCAUUUUUAGCCACAUUCUGUUGGGAGGUCUGGCUCUGGGCUCUUUAUUGACGCACCCAUGGGCGGAGGGGAGCCAACAACCUAAUACAUCGAAUUAAUUUUUAUUAAGCAUAUAAGAAGAACCCUGCUGGAUCAGGCCAACUGGAUGCCUGUGGGAAACCUGCAAGCAUGGAUGCCUGUGAUUUCCAGCAGCUGAUAUUCAGAAGCAUUACUGCCUCUGGCUGUGGAGGCAGAGCAUAGCCAUCACAGCUUGUAGCCUUCGAUAGCCCUCUCCUCCAUGAAAUAACAGCAGCAGCAACAACAAUAAUAAUAAUAAAUGACCUGGCAUCAAGAUCAUGGGACUCAAACCCUCUCUCCCCACAGGAUCUCUUCAGCAAAUCAGAUCCCUUUUUGGAGAUCUACCGGAUCAAUGAUGAUGGGAGUGAGCAGCUGGUUCACCGCACAGAGGUAAGAGUGUACAGCAGAGACCAAAAGGUGUAAUUCCCCAAUACGUUCACUCCUGGCCAGCUGACUGAGAACCCAGAGUAGAAUAGAGAAUGAGGGUUCAGAUCCAGGUGUGUUGCUCCUUUAUCCAUCUUUGAGCUGGUCUUUCUAAAAUCCUGGAGAAAUGUUGGGGGCAAGCAGUGAGAUCACCUCUUUUACACCUUCCUCAGGAACUAGGACUUCCUGACAGUAAGAGCUGUUCGACAGUGGAAUUUGCUGCCAAGGAGUGUGGUGGAGUCUCCUUCUUUGGAGGUCUUUAAGCAGAGGCUUGACAACCAUAUGUCAGGAGUGCUCUGAUGGUGUUUCCUGCUUGGCAGGGGGAUGGACUCGAUGGCCCUUGUGGUCUCUUCCAACUCUAUGAUUCUAUGAACUAGAGGCAACUGGAAUGUCCUGAAUCAUGUGUUUAUUUACUGGAAUUUCACAAGGGCCUUAGAGAGAGAUACAGGGGUGGGGGGCGCUCAUGUCCACAGAAGCAGGCUAUAAAAGCACUACUAGCCUUAAGAAAACCACAAUAAUACUACCACAAGGAGAGAGAAAACCAGAACUGUUCAUUCUAAAGGGGUGAAAGCCGCAACAGGGAAAUAAACCUGAAACGUAAAUGUAGAAAGAGACUACAGUAGUUUACCCUUCACAGAGCUAUAGUUCCCAGCAGCCUUAACAAACUACGGUUCCUAGGGUUAUUUGGGAGGAUGCCAUGCAUUUCCAAUGUAUGGUAUGGAUGUGACCUCUGAUGCAAUCCAAGCCAGGAAGUCUUCAGGCAGUUUGGGGAGAUGCUCAGGCUCUAGCUGAGGUGAGCCUCCGGGUGAAGGGAGUCAAGAAUGGAGGCAGCCCCCUGAGAAGAGAAGUCCGCUCUGCAAGACUUUGCUGUCAGGAAUCACCAGCCCUCUCCUGCCUGUGCUUUGCAGUUUGUCAAGAACAACCUGAGUCCUGUGUGGGAGCCAUUUAAAGUCUCACUGAACUCCCUGUGCAGCUGUGAAGAGAAGCGGAAGCUGAGGGUAAGUCCAAAAUGGUAAAGGCGGGGGGAGCCUGUGACUGAGCACACUUAGCAGGGAGGCUGACCAUGCCAGUAGUGCAGGAGUGAAUUCAGAAGAGCAGGGUCCCUUCAUGAUAGUCACAGCAACGCCCCCUUACUGCCAUGCCCCCUUCUAAGAGUAUACAAGCAAUAAUUUUUUUAAUUAUUAAAUAACAAUCAUUAGGGAUGCAUUGCAAUGAUCAGUGCAGAUGUCCAUGUGCUGCCUUCCAGCGAGAUCUAUUAUUUAAGUUGAUGGAAUAUGCGCAACUUGCGGAUUUAACAUAUAGAAUAAGAGAGCAAGAAGAACAUACAUUUAAAGAAGGCUGGAAAACGCUUCUUGAGUAUAUGGAAAAUAUCUGUGUACAGUUGAAAAUGCUGGCAGCAUAAAGAUAAAUUCAACAGAGUAAAUAAUUUUAGAUGGAUGUAAUAGUGGAAAACCAAUUGGAAUGGUUAUUGUAAAAUAUGCAGGGAUGUAAGAUAUGCAAAAUGAACCAUGGAAAGAGAAGAAUGGACGUCAUUGGAUUUGUUAAGGUAUGUAAAAUGUUUGUUUGAAAUUUUAAAACAGAAAUUUUAAAUAUAUAUACAGCGGCGUAGCGUGGGUUGUCAGCACCCAGGGCAAGGCAAGUAAUUUGCGCCCCCUAACCCCUAACCUGCCGCCGCUGCCAGCUUCUUCUUGCUGCUGCCUGGUCUGGUCUGGUGUGGUUCUCUCCUGCGCUCAGCGCUGCACUGGGCGGCCGCUGCACUGUCCCUCCCCCAGAUAGUCCCUCGCUCUCUCUCUGCACCGCACGCCUGGCACCCACCCCCUCCACAGUGGGCGGCGACCCAGCUGCUCGGAUCGGAUUCGCACAGCCAGCACUGCAGUGAGAGAGAGUGAGUGAGCCAGGUAGGGGCAGAGAGCUGCGAGUGCGAGCGCACCCCCCCAGAUGUUGCGCCCGGUGCGGCCGCCCCCCCCUGCACCCCCCACGCUAUGCCACUGUAUAUAUAUAUAUAUAUACACACACACACACACACACAUAUGAGAGAUCUAUUAUUUUCUGUCCACAUAAAUGAGCAAAUGAUCUAGAGUGCUCUAAUAUCUAGUUGUGGUUUCCAUGAAGUUUCAUUGUACAUAGCAGAACAUGCACUUUCUCUUGAAAGGGAAACACCUUGUGUUUCAGUGUUCCAAAAGGCUUAGCUUUGGAGCAUCCAGAACCAUCACCACUCCAACCUCCAAUAGGAUCCAAAAUGCAGCAGUCUGAUUGGUCCUAGAACAAUAGGAUUCAGAAUGCAGCAGUCUGAUUGGUCCUAGAACAAUGCAGCAGUAUGAUUGGUUGGCAGGAACCACCCAAUCAUGCUCCAGAUAGAAGUGAAUCCACAACCUGAUUGGCUUACAGUAGAAUUCCGGAAUUAGCCAAUCAUGUGCAGCCCAUUGUGUAAAUAAUGUAUAUAAAGCAGAUACUGUGUGGGGCUUUCAUUCAUUCCUCCUCACCACUAUGAGCUGAAUAAAGAGCAUGAAAUCACUUUGCAACUCUGAGUAUAUUUCACUGGCGACGAGGAUGGGAUCCCGCUGAGCUGACGGCCACACACAACACCACAGCACUGCCACCUGCUGCACCGCUGCCUCGCACCGUGUAUCCAGGCUUCAGCUCCGGGACACAAGGAGCUCAGAAUGGCAGCCGACAGCAGCUUCUCGCCGUUCAACCCAGCAUCUGGAGACUGGGAAGCGUACGCCGCCCGUUUCUCCUUCCUCCUAGAAGCCAAAGGGGUCACCGACGAAGAAGACGCCAAGAAGAGGGUGAUAUUCUUCAGCGUCUGCGGAGAGGAGACGUUUGAAAUCGCCCGGGCUCUCCUUGCGCCUGAAGACGUCGCUACUGUUCCAUACAAAACAAUAAUGGAACAGCUGAAGGGGCACUUUUCGCUGCAGCCCUCAGUGGUGGCUCGUUGAAAUGCCUUCUACGCAAAGCGGCAAGCCCUUGGGGAAACCAUAACUGGGUUUGUGACGUCUCUCCGCCAAGCUGCCCGGUUCUGCAACUUCUCAGAGCUGGAGAACAUGCUUCGUGACCGCCUCGUCAGUGGCCUGAAGGAUGAGAAGCUGCAACAACGCCUCUACGCUAAGAAGGACGUAACGUUGCAGGUCGCUCUGGAGGAGGCCCUGGCAACAGAAGCUGCCGAGAGGUCGACGCAAGAGGCACGGCCGAGCCUGCCGUCCCAACCGAGGGUCCACCACGAAGACCUCACCGACGACUCAGGAUCCGACAGGGAGGAGGUGCACCGAGUACAGCAGCGCACUCAAGCAGCGCACAGUCCACAGCUGCCAUGACGAGAAGGAGGGAACUGCGCAAGCUGCGGGGAGAGUCACAAGAGGAGGACCUGCCGUUUCCGCAACGCAGAGUGCAGGCAGUGCAGAAAAUCGGGACACAUCGCCUGGGUGUGUCAGGCUCGGCCCACCCGACACCAGGCAUCAGAUGACCAAUCCAAGAGCCCCAGGUCCCGGGGCCCAACGCACCAAGGCAACUCUACGGAGCUCAUGGACUUCCAGGUAUACCAGUUGCCCCACCCCAACGUAGAGAAAAUUUUUGUAGAGGUACAGAUAGAGGGGGCCCCAUGCCGCAUGGAGCUUGACACGGGUUCAACUCUAUCCAUAAUCUUGGCAAGGACCUUAAGGAAACUGUGUCCUACUGGGGGUCCCAAACUCAGGCCGGCCCCAUUCACCCUCCGGGACUUCCAGAAACAUAAGGUCCCCACAAUGGGGGUGGGGACCUUCAGGGUGCAAUACCGAGGGCGGACGUGGCAACUGGACUUGCUUGUGGUCAAGGGCCCCUACAUUAGCUUACUGGGAUUGGCAUAGUUUGGACCACUGGGGCUAGCCGUCACCUGGGUGAACCACACUAGCUUACAAGUGGACGUGAACGCCAUAUGCAAGGAAUUUCCAGGGGUUUUCGAUGGGAAAUUGGGACAGUAUACGGGCCCCCCCAUUGCGCUACAGCUUGACCCUGCAGUACGACCGGUCAGGCUCAAGGCCCGCCGGGUCCCGUUCGCCUUGAAACCCUGUAUAGACGAGGAAUUGGACCGGCUCGUGGAGCAAGGAGUGCUGGAGCCGGUGCCUAAUGCCCCCUGGGAAACCCCAAUCGUCACACCCGUCAAGCCUAAUGGUUCGGUCCGCAUCUGCGCAGACUACAAAUGUACCAUAAACAAGGCCCUCACGGCCCACGCAUACCCAGUGCCAGUGGUCAGCCAUGUCCUUGCCACCCUGGCUGGGUCGAAAAUUUUUGGCAAGCUGGACUUGGCCCAAGCAGAGCAACAGCUGCCAGUAGAUGAGGCCACAGCAGAGGCACAGACGAUUGUGACGCACAGAGGAGCGUUCAGGGUAAAGCGGCUGCAAUUCGGUGUCAGCGUGGCACCAGGCAUAUUCCAGAAUCUAAUGGACUCUCUCAUUAAAGGGAUUCCUGGUGUCAUCCCCUUCUUCGAUGAUGUGUUGAUUGCCGGGCCCACACCAGAGGAGUUUGAGGACCGCCUCCGCACCGUUCUGCACCGUUUCCAGACGGCGGGUCUCAAGGUGAAGCAGGAAAAAUGUCUACUAGGAGUGCCUCAGGUGGACUUUCUGGGAUUUAUGGUGGACGCAGAAGGGGUCCACCCGACUGGGGACAAGGUACGGGCCAUUUGUGAUGCCCCAGCGCUCAAGAGCAAGACUGAACUUCAGGCCUUCUUGGGACUAUUGAACUUUACCAUUCCUUCCUUCCCCACAAGGCGGCGGUAGCGGAGCCCCUACACAGACUCCUGGACAAGCGGGCCCCUUGGGUGUGGGGCCAGCGCCAGGAGGCCGCAUUCCAGGCAGUCAAGGACUUGCUUGUCUCAAACUCGGUCUUGGCACACUUCGACGAGAGGCUGCCGGUGGUGCUAGCAUGCGACGCCUCACCCUAUGGCAUUGGCGCUGUCCUGGGGCACCAACUCCUGGAUGGAAGAGAGGUACCGGUGGCGUACUUUUCCCAGACACUCAACGCAACCGAGCGGAACUACUCGCAAAUCGACAAGGAGGGUCUGGCAAUCGUGAAGGGAGUAAAAAAAUUCCAUGAUUUCUUGUACAGGCGGCCCUUCACCGUGGUGACUGACCACCGUGGUGACUGCCCCCGAAAAGCAGACCCCCCAAGUGCUGUCUCCUCGCGUCCUCAGGUGGUCAAUUUUCCUUGCCAGCUACCAGUAUGCACUGCUUCACUGACCUGGGAAGGCGAUGGGCCAUGCGGACGCCCUCAGCAGGCUACCACUACCGGAAACAGGCCUUGACCCAGCACCUGCACAAGAGGUUAUGAGCCUGGAGCUGCUUCCCGACCGCCCCAUUCAGGCACAAGAAGUUGCACACCAUUCCAAGAAAGAUAGGGUCAUCUCCCGAGUCCUGGACUGGGUGUGGAGGGUAUGGCCCAGCAGCAGCCCCGGGCCAGAAUUCGCCGGCUACACAACCCGCAAACAUGAACUGUCGGCCCACAAGGGGUGCCUGUUAUGGGGAAGCAGGGUCGUUGUUCCCCAGCCCCUCCGCAAAAGGGUCCUCACAGCCCUACACGAGACACACCCAGGGGUAGUAAGAAUGAAGGCCCUUGCCAGGAGUUAUGUGGGGUGGCCGGGGAUCAACGGAGAGAUAGAGGCCUGGGUCAAACACUGCCAAGCCUGCCAAGAAUCCCGCCCAGAUCCCCCAAGGGCCCCAGUCCAGUCCUGGGAGUCCGCCCAAGCACCAUGGUCAUGCCUGCAUGUGGAUUUCGCUGGCCGGGACUGCAUUUACGUCAGGAGAAUUCCAAACCUUCACAGCGCAGAACACCAUCCGCCACAUCCGUUCGGCGCCGUUCCACCCUGCCACCAAUGGCCAAGCAGAACGCAUGGUGCGGACCACCAAGGACACCCUUCGCCGCAUGACGCAAGGGGAUUGGGAGUACCGCCUUGCCACAAUCCUUCUAGCACAGCACAGCACCCCCAGCUCAACGACUGGCGGGAGCCCCGCUGAACUACUAAUGGGUCGGCGCCUUGCAAUCAGAUUGGACCGCCUUCACCCCGAUAGAGCUCAGGAUGAGGUAGUGGUGGGGAAAGGCAGGAACCCCUGGACGUUCGAGGCCCAGGACCCAGUGUACGCAAAGAAUUUUGGGGCAGGCCCAGCAUGGGUAUCCGCCACAGUCACCAGGGUCACUGGCCCCGUGUCGUACGAGGUGCUAACGGAUGGGGGGCAAUGCUGGCGCCGCCACUGCGACCAGAUAUGGUGAUGAUUCCCGGGAGAAAACCAGGAGGAGGACAGGUCAGAGGAGUCCCAAGGGAACAGCGGGGCAGUGAGGCCCAUAGAGCAGGAGGGGCCAGCAGGAGAGGCAGAAUCAGUAAAUACAGAGAGGACCCGCGAGGCCGAAAGGACACCGGAACCAGAACCACGACUGAGCGAGCCGGUUGCGCCAGACCAAACAGCUCCAUCACAGCCAGCAUCCUUGGAACACGAGCCAGAACCUGGAGCCCGGACCAGGGAACACCCCAGGCCGCAACGCACACGUAGGCCACCGGCAUACCUUGAGGACUAUGAAUGCAACCUCCCGGGCAGGACUGGAACUUAGAGGGGAGGGGUGUUAUGUACUGAGUUGAAUAGGAUCCAAACUGCAGCAGUCUGAUUGGUCCUAGAACAAUAGGAUCCAAAAUGCAGCAGUCUGAUUGGUCCUAGAACAAUAGGAUUCAGAAUGCAGCAGUCUGAUUGGUCCUAGAACAAUGCAGCAGUAUGAUUGGUUGGCAGGAACCACCCAAUCAUGCUCCAGAUAGAAGUGAAUCCACAACCUGAUUGGCUUACAGUAGAAUUCCGGAAUUAGCCAAUCAUGUGCAGCCCAUUGUGUAAAUAAUGUAUAUAAAGCAGAUACUGUGAGGGGACUUUCAUUCAUUCCUCCUCACCACUAUGAGCUGAAUAAAGAGCAUGAAAUCACUUUGCGACUCUGAGUAUAUUUCACCUUUCAUGCUGAUGGGGCAGUUCUAGGAUGCUGGAGACUGGAACUCUGCUGGGACCCUGCUGCAGAAAUAAUAAUGGAUCUUUGACCCUUGCCUCCAACCCUGGACCAUUCCACCACUGGGCCUUGCACCAGAAGGGGGCUUGCUCACCCUUUCCACGCACUAAGCAUCUCUCUCUCUCUUUCUCUUUCUUUUUCUCUCUCCGCAUUCAGUGCGUCGUAUUUGACUAUGACUCCCGGGGCAAACACGACUUCAUCGGAGAAUUUUACACCACCUUUGAGGAGAUGCAGAAAGCGAUGGGGGGCAACAAGGUUGGUGUGUGGAGAGGAGUGUGAGAGAGGCCCAUGGGGCAGCCCACAUCUGCCUGUAAUGGACAAGGGUUCCCCCUCUCAUUUUGGGGGCCCCUUGAGGAAGACAUGCUCCACAAGGAGCCCCUCUGCCAGUGAGCCACCCUCCUCCCUGCAAAGGGCUCUUUUCCAUGGGGCCCUGCUGGGGUGGGGACCCUUGGCAGAUGCCUAACCAUGCCAUCCCUUGGCACCAGCCCUUCCCACCCGCUUUCCCUUUCUUUGUUCUAGAGGACUUAGUGUGAGCAUGCCCUGGGAAGGAUGCCCCAAGGCUUGGCAUACACACAGUCAGGUUCCCCUUUCAUUCAGACCUUACCUGGUCCCAGCUGAACACAACAUGUGUCCAGCACCAGGUGUCGUGAUCUCGCUUGCUCAGACCCCCACUUGUCUUGAUGCAGCUUGCAAGGGAGACACCUGGUAUGGGAAGGGAACGCUUGCAUUUCCCGACCUCUCAUAAGGGCGGCACACCUACUCACCUUUGCUUCUCCUCCCCAAAUCAGAUCCAGUGGGAUUGUAUGAAUCCAAAGUACAAGCUGAAGAAGCGAAACUACAAGAACUCGGGUGUGGUCAUUCUCUUAGACUUGAAGGUGAGUUGUGCAGUGGGGGAAAUGUACACAGGAUGGGACAGUUUUCCUCUGAGAGAAGAGGCUGCACAGUGCCUGGGGGAGGGGGAAAUCUACAUGGGUAGAGAUAGAAGGGUAGCAAGACAUCUUUGCAACCCAGCAGAAGUGCUGAGCCUUUUGCUGCUGGCUACCCCUUCACUCCCCCAGUCUGGCUGUGUCAGUUUAGUAUCAGAGAGUAGGGAUGAGGAAGAAACUUGAUUCAGUUUGCAUUAAAAGGGGAACUGACCCCAUUUACACUUUCCCAAAAAGUAAGCAAACUAAUUCACGGUCAUCUUCAAAAUUCGCAGUUCUGAGAAUUUUGUAAAGUACUUCUCCAAACAAGUAAGGUGUUCAGAAAUACUGUACAUCUAAAAGAAUAAAGCAUGCAUAUAAAUGCAUAUGAUAAUGAAAGUAACAUACAAAUAUGCAUUACAUAUGGGGAAAUUGCUUUGGAAAAAUGUUUACGUUUGGCAAAACUGCAUACAGGGUUGUAUAUACUGGGAGAAAUUAACACUGAAAUGCUGAUGAAAACAUUUUAAAAAAACUAAACUAACCGAUGUGGAAUUGCAGAGAACUGAAUUUAAGAUUGGAAAAAAAUGAGAAAUGGAGAGAAAGCAAGAUGGAGUAUAUUUGCCCAUCUCUAACUGGGAAUUUCUCCAAAUCUUUCCCCUCUGGAAUCUGGUGGGUUGCUGAGCUGUAAGCAAAGCCAGGUCCUCACUGAAUUCCCCCCCCCCCCCGCCAACUUCGACCUGGAUGUGCAGCCUUAAUGGCUGCCUCCUCAUGCCUGGAAGACUGCAGGAGGAAGGUGGAUAUGCCCACCCAUGGCAUUGGCUAACACACUCUUUGUCUGAAAGAUUCACAGGGUCUACUCCUUCCUGGAUUACAUCAUGGGUGGUUGCCAGAUCCACUUCACGGUGAGUAGCAACGCUUGCCUUCCCCUGCUGCACAGUGAACCCAUUCUAGCCUCAACUGAACAUCAUAAGGAUGGUCUGGGUUUUUAAGGCAAGUCUUCUGAUGAGUGUGUGUCUUUCACUGGAGGCCAGUCCAUUAGGGCAAAUGGGGCACUGCUAUGCCCAGCCAUCCCCACCUGCCUGCCUUCUUACUUCCAACCAGUCCUAUCAGUUUCCUCCUCCUCAAUUACAAGUGUUGUCCUUGUAGAAUUCAGCAGGGAGAAGGAGGGUGGGGACAAAACUAGAGCUAGUUGGCUCUGCCUGCCAUUUGCUCUGGCGCCACCUACUGUUGGGCUCCCUCUCUUCUACCCUACCAGUCCCAAUGGGCACCAGCAUCAAUGCUCAGCCUGGAGGAGAAAGAUGGAAACAAAAGCAGAAUGUGUUUGCUCUGCCUGUCAUUGGCUCUGAAUCUGCCUGUUGUUGGCUCUGUUUCCACCUACUGUUGGCCUCCCUGCCUUCCAUCCUACCAGUCUAAAUGGGCACCAGUGAGCCCUUUAUAUUUCCAUAUGUGAAGCAGCAACAUCCUGCCUUUUCAUAUGCAGCAAAUCCAUGGGAGCCUGUCACUGUCCUGGAUCGCCAUGGUGGUUUAAGGUUCAAAAGCAUAUUCCACACAUUGCAAUAGAAUAGAAAUACAGAAAACCUUCCAAACACUGCAUAUGCUCAAAGGCAGUGUCGAUCUCAGCAAAAGCUAGGCUUGUCAACUCUCCUCCAUAUGGGGAUGUCACUUCCCUGGUUGCUGUCGCUAACACUGUUGUAGGAUACAGGCUUAGGGUAUGCUAUCUGCACACGUGUGCGCACAAACAGCCCUUGCCUUGGCAGGCCAGCUUGUCACGUGCAAAUCAACCACAGGCUUGGCCAGGCAGUUUUGCAAAUGGAGGCUUCUUCAGUGAUCCUCCCCCAGGCCUUGGUGAGCUGCCAGGUGGGCAUGUGUGGGGAGCAGCUCCUUUUCCUCCUUGGGCUUUCACAUUCCCUGCUGCCAGGCCUUCGCUGCAGCUUCGCACAGAUUUUUCUCCCUUGAAAACAACCAGCGCCCAGAUUGCGUUUUGAAAGAGCAACUCUCCUUCUUGGAGUGAGUCAGAUCCUAGAACAUUCAAGGAACAGAUUGCUGGCUCUCAGCCUCUCCGCUCGCUGGGAUACGAGCUGGGAACGAUCCCAGGAAUUAGAGGCUCGCCAUGUCUGGAGGUGCCAAGGCCUGUUGCUUGUUGGUGCCGCGGCGUAGAGGCGAACAGCAGAGCAAGAACGGAAUGGUAGCAGCAGGUGGCACAAAGCUGUGCUGUGCUUGGUGCUGCCCCUGGUGGGCAAAGUGGGAAAGUGCACCAAGAGGGCACUCCUCCCUUUGAGUCCAAGUCUAGUGGCAAAUGCCAGUUUUCAGGAGAUAUCAGGUUGGGAUGGAUCCAUUCAGCUACUUAGCAAGGGGAGAAGAAGGAAUCAUAGAACUGUAGAGUUGGAAAGGACAUCUAGUCCAACCUCCUGCAAUGCAGGAAUCUCAGCUAAAGAAUCCCUGGCAGAUGGCCAUCCGACUUCUGCUUCAAAACCUCCCAUGAUGGAGAGUCCACCACUUCUGAGGCAGUCCGUUCCACUGCCUAAUAGCUGUUGCCAUCAGUAAGUUCUUCCUAAAGUUUAGUUGGAAUCUCCGUUCUUGUAAUUUGAAUCCAUUGGUUCAAGUGCCGCCCUCUGGAGCAGCAGAAAACAAGCUUGCUUCAUCUUCCAAGGAAGAGAAAAGGCUCAUUGCUCUGGGCCCCUUUCACAUCCAUAGUCAGCAAAUUGCUUGGCAAAAUAGCAACCCUCUCCAACCUGGUGCCCUCAAGAUGUUUCGGAAAAGGACUACCAUCAGGUCCAGCCAGCACAGCUGUGUUGUCUGGGGCUUCUGGGAGUUACAGGGUGCUUCACUGCUGUGUGGGAUGAAUAUAAGUGCCUACGAGGAAGCUUAAGUUUGGGCAGUGGAUUAAAGCACCCUAACACAACAAAUCCACUUUAGAAAAAGAAACCCUCUUUUCUCAAUUAGGAAAGUCACAGGAAAAUGCUUUGAAAAGUGUGGAAUGAAUGAAUGAUCAGUGGGAGAUGCCUAACUGCUAUGCUGGCAAAUCAGGAUGAAUGUAAGAUGAAUGCUUUAUGCCUCAUUGGAAGGGAGCUCAUUGGUAUAGUGUGUUGGACCUGAGAGCAUGGGCAUAGGCAAGAUUUAUGUGGGAGGGGGGCAGGAGUUGGACUGAGCUAUCUGCAAUGCAAUCGGUAGUUAAGUAUUUUUAUUUAUUUACUUGAUGGGAGGCAGCUGUCCCGCCCCGCCCCCCCCCCCGGCUACGCCUAUGCCUGGGAGACCAGGGUUCAAAUCCCCGCUCGGUCAUGAAGCUCAGUGGGUGACCUUGGGCCAGCCCCUCUCCCUCUCAGCCUAACCUACCUUGCAGGGUUGUUGUGGGGAUUAAAUGAGGAAGGGGAAGAACCAUAUCCACCACCCUGAGCUCCUUGGAGAAAAAGAUGGGAUAUAAAUGUGUUAAAUAAAUAAAUUAGAAGUUCCCCCGCAAAGAAAUCUGAAGGAAUGCUCAGUAAGGACUGGAUCUUUUCUAAGCUCGGUGUCAGCUUUGCGCGAACAAGUCAAGAUGAAAGCUCAAUAAAUGGGAGUCAUCUGCGGAGCUGAUAGUCAGAAACAUCGGCUGGCCGGGUGUGCAUGCUGCGUUGGGGAGGCUUUGCCAGAUAUUUCAGGGUUGCUCCAAACUCUCCUUGUAAAACUGCUAAGCACUGCAGCUGGAGAUGGAGUGAGGAUCUUAGCAGAGCUUCCUGGUUCUGCCUUGUUGAGUGGGAGGCGGCCAUCGUCAAGGCUACCACCUUCAAGCCUACCACUUUGGGAUCUAUCUGCCGCCUGCUAACUCGCUUCUGGUUUUGACGGGUCUAUUCUCAUAAACCUGCAAACGGCACGUCUGCAUCACCGCAUGAACGGUUUAUUUCAACCCAGUAAACACACUUGGAGCGCCUGUUCUUUUCUCGGCUGAGAGAGGUGUGAAAGCGGAGAGCAAGUGGGAGAAUGAGGCGGCUGCUUUGUUAAGGCAAAUACAAAUUGUUGUGACUUUCCUAUCAGGCAUCUGUGAGAAGGGCGAUCUGUGCGGGUUGCACUGAGGCAGUUCCCGGCUAGACAAAAGCCUUGUCACAAGCGUGUCAGUUGUUGCAGGCAUUUUGUUUCCAUGGGAACUAAUUGUUAGAACAUUUUCUGGGUGUGUGCGCAAAAGACAGAACUCCCCACCCGCAGCAAAGGGAUGUUUUAAUCUAGGUGUCUGUGUUGUAAAAGAAGAACAGACUGUAGUUUGAGUGAAACUGAGAGAAAGAAGCAGGGAAAUGCUCUUGUAAGCAUCUUAGUGUGUUGCCUGUCUGCACUGAGAUCUGAUGUGGGGACCGUGGACUUUGGCAUGUUUAAACCAAAACUAGAGGAUCUGUAACAUUUCAGGGUAGUUUGGAAUCCCACCAUCCCCAAUCACCCUGGCAGACCAUCACAAAUGAAAACACGAAUUGCUGUUUGUUCCGAUUCAGCGUUAAAUAGCGUGUUUUCCUGGGGAAAGUGGGGGGGGGGGGACAACACUCGGACAUGGAACUUUAAAGGAAGGAAACGUGUGGCAAAAGGUAAGUGCGGAUGUGAGGUUAUCCAAGAGGAUAAUUUGGCUAACCAUUGGAGGAUCCUUCUGUGUUAUAUUUCCUCUCUGCUCUUCUGCCUUCCCAGGUGGCCAUUGACUUCACAGCUUCCAACGGAGACCCCCGAAACAGCUGCUCCCUCCACUACAUCAACCCCUACCAGCCCAAUGAAUACCUGAAGGCAUUGGUAGCCGUGGGGGAGAUUUGCCAAGACUAUGACAGGUGACCCGAUGUGUCUUGGCUCCUACUCUUGCUUCCUGACCAGACCUGAGCUCCCUUACCUCUUACUCACCAGCCCUGCCUAAGAACAUCUGGGCUGGGGCGGGGCAGAGAGAGUAGGGCAUGAACAGUCACAACAUCCAUGUGUUGGGGGGGGGGGAGGACACUGGGGGCUUGGAGCUCACAAGUCUGCCUCCUCUUUCAGCCAAGCUUGUUUGUAGAAGGAGGAGGAUUUUGGACUCCAGCUCCCAUCAGCCCCAGACAGCAUGGCCAGGGUUCAGGGAUGAUGGGAGUUGUAGUCUGGCAGCACCUGGAGAGCCACCAGUUCUCUACUCCUGCUGUAGCAUAUUCAUCAACGUACUUGGUAUACCAGAGUCAUCCAGGUAUACCUGGAAUGAACACAAUUGUGUCUUGAAGAACAUGGUCAGGACCAAAUGAGAUGUGGUCUUAAAUGCAUCUUCAGUUAAUUAUUUUAUUGCUUUGUAUCCUGCCUUGCAUCCAUCAUGGAACCUAAGGUAGUGUACAGAUAGUUCCCAGGUGUUCACCUAUCCAGACACUGACCAGACACAGACCUUCUUAGCUUCAGGAACAUGGGGGUGGCCUCCAGUGCCUUUGGACUAUACCCUUUGCAUUUAAUGUGCACACUUUUUAAAAAUAAUGCAGAGAGCUGAUGGGUGGGUGGGGCUGAUCAUUUUUCAGAUCUGAACAGGUGAGAAGAGGAGUUUAGUCCUUUCCUUAUCUGCUGACAUGUGUGGCACUGUUGUCUAAAUCAUUGAGCCUCUUGGGCUUGCUGAUCGGAAGGUCGGCUGUUUGAAUCCAUGCAACGGUGCUCUGUCCCAGCUUCUGCCAACUUAGCAGUUUGAAAGUACACUAGUGCAAGUAGAUAAAUAGGAACUCCUGUGGCGGGAAAGUAAAUGGCGUUUCCAUGAGCUCUGACUUCCGUCACGGUGUUCCAUUGUGACAGAAGCGGUUUAGUCAUGCUGGCCACAUGACCCAGAAAGCUGUCUGUGGACAAAUGCCGGCUCCCUCGGCCUGAAAAGCGAGACGAACACUGCACCCCAUAGUCACCUUUCACUGGACUUAACCAUCCAGGGAGUCCUUUACCUUUUUUUUACCUUUACAUCUGCUGUACUUCUAACAAAAGUUCCAGGUUCCAUCCCAAUGCAACUAGCUGCUCUGGGGAAAGCCAUUUUCAUCAAGCUAAACUCUCCUUCCAAACCUGCUGCACUUCUGAUAAUUAUCGCCACCCCCUAGAAGCUAUUGUGUGCAUUUACAAAAAUGCACAUUAAAUGAAGAUGCAUUUAACAGUUGCAUCCAGUUUCACCCUCAGUGCUAGAACAGUUGCACAAACAACCAUUGUGUCUGCUUGGGCUGAUAAUGUUUCAUCCCCAGCAACAAGGGAGAAUAGUGCACAAACAUCAUCUCUGCACCACAAUAAUGAAGGAUGAUGGGGAAAACCUCUCACAUGGUGAGGCUGGAUGUCCUGGGCUGUCCCUGAGCAUCUUCCAGAAGUGGGUGGGUGGAGGAACAGCAAAGAGGUCACUGGUCACAUCUGCACCAUACAUUUAAAGCCACCACACACAGCUUCCUCCAAUGAAUCAUGGCACUGUAGUCCACUACUAACAGAGCUAUAGUUCCCAGCACCCUUAACAAAGUACAGUUCCCAGGAUAGCUUGGGGAAAGCCAUCUGCUUAAAAUAUAUUGUGUGGGUGUUAAAGUGUGAAUGUGACCUUGGUUUCUUGGGGCGCCUCUUCAUGCGUUUACGGUUCCAAACCAAGAAUGCAGGGAAACCAUUCCAGUGCACACCCUAAGACCUUGCACCCUGCUUCUCCGCAGUGAUAAGAAAUUCUCCGCCUUAGGCUUUGGAGCCAGAAUUCCACCCAACUACGAAGUAAGUGAAGGCCCAUCUGGGAAAUGAUGGGGCUGGGAGGGCAAAGAGGCCCCUGGACAGGGUUGGAAAUAAGGGAGGAUGGGGAGGGAUCAGUGCCAGAGGAGGGUGCAAGAAGGAGGGGCUGGUGUUGUGGAUCCCUUUCAUAUACAUGCUGAUGUUUGUCUUUCCUGUCCUGGGCAGAUCUCCCAUGAUUUUGCCAUUAACUUCAACCCAAAUGAUGAUGAGUGUGAAGGUAAGAAACUGACCAGGGUUGCUUUGGAGUCUUCAUUCCACCACCCCCAUAAUGCCUUAGUCCAUCACCCCCCCAACCCCUGAGUCCAUCAGGACUGUACUUGUACCUGGAUUGGCACUUCCAGAUCUGUUUUCAGGAGAGGGCCAUAGCUCAGCAGGAAGAGCCUUGGCUUUGCAUGCAAAAAAUCUCAGGUUCAAUUCCUUGAAGCAUCUCCAGCUGGGACUGGAAAAUGUUCCUGCUUGAAACCCUGGAGAUUGCCUUAUCACAGUGCUCCACUGAAGGCAAUGGCUUCUGGCCACCCCUAACCCCAGCCUUUCCCUCUUCAUGCUAGGAAUCCAAGGCGUGGUGGAGUCCUAUCAAAACUGCUUGCCCAAGAUACAGCUCUACGGGCCAACCAAUGUGGCGCCAAUCAUUUCCAAGGUAGCCAGAGUCGCAGCAGACGAGGAGAAGACAAAGGAAGCCUCCGUAAGUGGGCCACCAAGCCUGGGGCUGCAGCUCAGUUGUGGAGUGCCUGCUUUGUAUGCAGAAGGCUCCAGGUUCAAUCCAUGGCAUCUCCAGGCAGGGCUGGGAGAGUCUCCUGCCCAAGACCCUGAAGAGCUGCUGCCAGUUAAAGGGUCAGCAGUACUAAGCUAGGUGGACCAGUGGCUUCCUAGGUUCCCUGCAUUUUCUCACCAUAGCUCGGUAGCAGAGCAUCUGCUAUGUAUCCAGAAAGUACCAUGUUCAAUCCUGGCAUCUCCAGGCAGGGCUGGGAAAGUAUCCUUCCUGAAACCCUGGAGAGUUGCUGUCAGUCAGCACAGACAACACUGAGCUCCCUGGUCCUUCCUCUGCCUUGGCACCGUCCUAUGUUCUGAGAUGGUUAGGAUGGCAAGGCUGCUCUUAUCCCAGAAUUUCAAGGAUUUGUGUGUGAGCUUGAAUUUGGAUGCUUCAUAGCCCUGCCCCCUCACCCCGCCCUGCUUGAUGGAAAUCUACCGAGUGCUGGGGCUGGGGGAUUCACAUUCUGGAGGGUUUGCUUGGGCCAUUUGCAUGCAUGCACGAAAGCCCUGGACAGGCUAAAGGGACUUUAACUAAAUUCUCCUUCAUUAUUUACACACGCCAAGUACUCUGGGACCCAGGGACAUGCCAGUUUGGAUUCUUCAGGGAUCAUGUCAGCUCUUUGCUUGCUAAAUGUCUGAAAGCUUUGCUGCUGAGCCCAUCAAUUAGUGACAGUAGUUAAUGUGGCGUUACGGGCCUGAGCUUCAGGUGGGUGGGUGGGGGCUGGAAAUUGCAUUUCCCUAACUUGGUUUGAGCUGUGCAUGAAGGAUGCCAACCUGAGGGGGCUUUCUUUGGGGUGGGGGUAAGCAGAAACUGUUGUGGGCUCAGUGAAUGUGAUGACAGGGAAUAGCAAGCAGGGGGAUGUGAACCCCUGCAGUUGUUGUUGGACUCCAGCUCCCAGCAGCUCCCAGAGCCAAUGCCUAAGGAUGAGAGGAAUUGUAGGCCAGCAAUUUCCGUUGGACAUAGGGACCCUCUGUGCUGGUGACCUCAAGGCUUUUAUUGGUACCCUGAAAGCUGCAUCUCCUCUUUGGUCUUUGUGCUGCACUCUCUGUUGUGGGCAGCCUGCUGGAUGCUUAUGGGAAGAGGCCAGAAACCAUCUUGGUUAUGAGUCCUGGGGGACCUUCUCCCUGCCUUGCAGGCCUUUUCCACCUGGCCUGGGAGGGUGGGGCCAAGACUGACUCCAGCUACAAAAGUUGAGGCUGCGGAACAGACUCUUGAGCUGGGGUAAUAUUUAGGGUUUUUUGUUAUGGACAUUGUUCAGCAUGUGCUUUUUAUUCAUUGUUCAUGACUACUAUUGUUAUUUUUGUGAUUAUAUAUUUUUAUUUUAUUUAUUUAUUUAUUUAUUUUAGAAUUUGUAAGCCACCUUGAGCAUGGUUUUAACUUUGGAAAAGUGGCAUUCAAAUAAAAUGCAUCUUGUAUGAGGAACUGUGGUCCAAAUUCCCGCAAUGAACCUUGGAGAUCCUUUUGGGGCUGGACCUUCUAGCCGCCCUCCUGGUUCCCUUUCCCCUGACCCCUCAUCUUUUCAUCUCUCUAUCUCUCUCUUUCUCUCUCCGCAGCAAUAUUUCAUCCUGCUGAUCCUGACAGACGGGGUCGUGAGUGACAUGGGAGACACGCGGGAGGCCAUCGUCCGGGCAUCCUACCUGCCCAUGUCCAUCAUCAUCGUAGGUGUGGGCAACGCCGAUUUCACUGACAUGCAGGUCUUGGAUGGGGAUGAUGGCAUCCUGCGCUCCCCCAAAGGCGAGCCCGUCCUGCGUGACAUCGUGCAGUUUGUCCCCUUCCGAGAGUUCAAGAAUGUAAGUUGCCCUGCAAUGCAGACACACUUGUAUCUUCCCCCUAGUUUCUCCCACUCUGUUAGGACAGACUCGUUUUCUCUCUGGUGUUGCAUGCAUCUCUUACAGAUUCUAAACCCAGAGUUACAGGAUCACAGGGCUGGAGGGUACCCUCUUCUUAACACAUCUGACACUAACUCCUCUUAGUACCAGCCUGGCUGGAAUGUGUCCUUGAACUCUGAUCAUGCCUCUCAGUUGCCUGGGUGGAGGGUAGAGCAGGUGUUUGUGAGUGUCUGUAGCACCUAGUCUACUGAUUUUUAUUUCAGGAAGCUUACCUAGGCAUAUGAUUUAGUUCUGCCUACUUGUCUUUAACAUUUUGCUGAGUUUAUGUGUGCAUUAUCAAUAAUUGUUUUAUGCACACCACUUAGAGGUUGUUUUUUUUAAAAAAAGAAACAUCUCACUUUUAAAAGAAAUUAUAAACAACACCGGUUCUAAAUCCAUUUACAAUAUACACAUUAUACUUAUAGUAUCAUAACACAAAUUGCAGUAUAAAAUCUCCAUUUCGGGGGGGAAAUCUACUGUAUCCAGUAAAUCUACUUAAUUAUAAGAUACAAUGAAUGGAGACACCCCCUUUUUAGAUAAAUUAAUGAAUAACAUUUGGCAAACUAUUUAAUUCCAUUUCCAUUAUAUUUCACAGACUUAAAUGUCUCCCCACAAGGGGUAUGGGUUUACUGAGUUCGCAGUUUUUUAUUACGUGGUUUAUCCAUUCCCCCCCCAAUCAAAAAUAAAUAAAUAUGAUUGGGUUGUAAAAAAGAAGAAAGAAAUUAGCCUUCUCUACAAAGGUAAAAAAAAAAACAUUUCUUGCUCUGCCUGCUUUUGCCCUCGAACUGAAAAGGGAUCCCCCAACCCCUGAUUUUGCAACUGAAGAGCACAAUGGUGCAGGAAGAGUGAUCUGGGCCACUAGCAUAGACUGUGACUUGCAGUGUCUCCCCUGAAACCCUCCCAGCCCUGAAACAUGAGGGGGUGGAGAGGGCUGAGUGGUAUAGGGGCAGGGCAGGACAGGCCUGCUGGGGGUUUUCUCUUUCACUUUGCCUGUUUUCUCACUCCACAGCAUGUCGGAAAGGAAAAUCCAUAGUUGGGUAUUUCUGGCAGCCGGAGGCACAAGACGCUUGGCCAUUGCGAAGGCCUAAUUGGGCUUGAUUGUCAGUAAUUUAGGCCUCGGGAGACAAGCUGUCUGUUGCUGAGCCCGAGUAAGCUGUGAGGCGAGAUUAACCCUCUGGGCCCUGGCGCCAAGAGCGCCGAGAAGUGACAGGCGCUAUUAGUCGAGAGAGAGGCAGACGCGGACCUUCUCUGCGGGAAGGAGGAGGGAGACAACUUGCCCUUCCUCAGAAUGCCCUCAUCCUGGCAACAUUCCCAGUUCUGCUCAGGAGGAGGAAGGGAAGCAGCAAAGCAGGGGCUUGUCUUCUGUGGAGCGGGGGACCUUGCAAGGCUAUGAGGUCUCUGCAUCAGGGAUUUUUGGGGAGGGCUGUGACUCAGUGGCAGAGCUCCUGCUUUGCAUGCAGAAAGUUCCAAGUUAAAUCCCCGUCAUCUCCAAAAAGAGUUGGGAGGGACCCAUGUCUGAAGCCCUGGAGAACCACUGCCAGUCAGUGCAGACUAACUGGGCCCAGGAUAGGUCCCCAUUUAGUUCGUUCAGUCAUUCACUACAAGCUGCAUCUACCUGCCCCCACCUGAUGUAGCAUCAGGUCUGGGGAGGAUACAGCUACAAAUGGACAAUGGGGAGCUUAAUGUGACCUCCCAAUUAUUCCUUUGCUAGCUGGGCUCCCAGCUGAUCAGCACUGGCAGGGGGCUAUGUUGGGAUGGCCUGUACUAGGCAGCUCCCCACUGGGAAAUCCCUAGUGCAGCCAAGACGGCUGGAGGAAGCAGUUUGGAGCAGAGGAAGCAGUAUGGAUUCAAAACGGACUUCAUAGGAGCUCUCUGUAAACCACACCUUUGAAGGCAAGCUCCAGACCCAGUCAGCUGAUUGACACGGGAAGUGCAUCUUAAAAGGAAACUGCUGUAUCUGCCAAGCAGCUGGUGGCGGCCACCUCUUUUGAACCGUGGCAGGUGUCAGUCACCUGUUGUCAUUGUGGCACCAGGUGAUUGACAGGUAGGCAGUCCUGCUCACAUAUUAAAGUUCACCCAGAGGGGCAGAAUGGGUGAAAAUCAGGAAUCUUGCCUGCUGGUUGAAUCCAGUUUUCCACUCUGGUUGUGUAGACAACACUGAGCUAUGGUCUGGCUGUUUCCUAGGUUCCUAAUCCUAAAGUGUCAGCACGCAGCAACAUGUCCUUCCUAAUGGCCAUUGAUGCAUUUUGAGCUAACCUUUUCCUUCCUCUUCCUUCCAGGCCUCCCCGACUGCCCUGGCCAAAUGUGUGUUGGCAGAGGUGCCCAAGCAGGUUGUGGAAUAUUACAGCUACAAGGCCUUACCUCCCCGAUGCCCCAAAGGCAGCACCCCUGACCCGACUCUGAACUCACCCUCACCCCAGUGA
This is a messenger RNA of Podarcis lilfordi (Lilford's wall lizard), 41474 nucleotides long. NCBI's taxonomy places the organism in Eukaryota, Metazoa, Chordata, Lepidosauria, Squamata, Lacertidae. The record is from the annotation of a GenBank genome assembly.